Molecule: messenger RNA, 2426 nt
Organism: Grus americana (Whooping crane)
Lineage: Eukaryota; Metazoa; Chordata; Aves; Gruiformes; Gruidae
Gene: ORMDL1
Product: ORMDL sphingolipid biosynthesis regulator 1
Exons: 4
Coding region: 503-964 (153 amino acids)
Biological process (GO): ceramide metabolic process; intracellular sphingolipid homeostasis; negative regulation of ceramide biosynthetic process
Cellular component (GO): endoplasmic reticulum membrane
Source: RefSeq, a predicted model, not a curated record
UUCGAGGGCCGCUGCGCCGCACCUAGGCCCAGGCCCGGGCCUAGGCCCGGCCCGGCCCCGUCUCGUCCCGCGCAGCCCGGGGCGGCAGCAGUUGCCGCCGCGGUGCCGCCAGCUGCCCAGGAGAAGCAGCGUCCCCGCCCCAGCCAGGGCCUCGGGGGAAGGUAGCGGCAGCGUUUCCCGUGGCGGGCAGCUACCCUGCCCUGCCCCGCACCGCCCCUCUCCCCUCCGCCUUUCCCGAGCGCCCGCCCCCGCAGGGCCCCGGGUGCUGCGCUACCUGCGCGUCCGCUGCGCCGCCGCCGCCGCUCCCGCUGCCGCCGCCGCCGCCACUCCUGUGGGCGGUGCGAGCGGCCCGGCCCCUCCUCUCGCCGGCAGCCCUGCCCACGGGGCGGCCGGCGGGCUCUACCUGCGGCCGGCGGACCGUGCUCCGCUCCUGCUGCUUGGCGACGGCGGCCACAGCGCGGCCGGGGACGCUUGGGCCGGCGGGUCUCUGGAAAGGGUAAAAAUGAAUGUAGGAGUUGCCCACAGCGAGGUAAAUCCAAACACACGGGUGAUGAACAGUCGUGGAAUGUGGCUGACAUACGCGCUUGGAGUCGGCAUGCUGCACAUUGUCUUGCUCAGCAUUCCGUUCUUUAGUGUCCCUGUUGCCUGGACUUUAACAAAUGUGAUUCACAACCUGGGAAUGUAUGUGUUUUUGCAUGCAGUAAAGGGAACUCCUUUUGAAACUCCUGAUCAGGGGAAAGCUAGGCUACUAACACACUGGGAACAACUGGAUUAUGGAGUACAAUUUACAUCUUCAAGAAAAUUCUUCACAAUCUCUCCUAUAAUUCUAUACUUCCUGGCGAGUUUCUACACAAAGUAUGAUCCAACUCACUUUAUCCUCAACACAACCUCUCUCCUGACCGUGCUUAUCCCCAAGCUGCCGCAGUUGCAUGGUGUUCGAAUCUUUGGCAUCAAUAAAUACUAAGCAGAAGGUUUGACAGUGACCGCCCCUGACGCGGGUACUGCUGCUCCCCAGGUGAAGGAAACGAGAAAUGAGCUGUGCCGUGUAUCUAAUCCUAUUCAACAAGAGAUGCUUUUACAUUUGAGAUACAAUUCCUGCCUCCUGCAGCAUUGUCAGGGAUGAAAGUUUGUAAGAAGAUACCUUCAAAUACUUAAAUGUGAAUUGGAAAUGUCUAGAAGAAAGAUUUCCAAGAAGAACUGGGCAGGCCCAGCUCCAAAGCAUAAUCACCACUAAGACUGUAUGUAUGUCUGGCUGAUGCAAGUGACUUGUAAGGAAGGUGCGAGGAACAGUUGAAAUGGAGAGUAAUGUUUCACAAAUACCCAGUCAACCAUAAUGCAAAUGGUAACUUUACAUACUAAUCCAGGAUCCUCAAUGCCAAGGACUGGUGAGGCCGCAUUCGUAGAUUAAGUGAAAGUAGCUAGUUUCUGCUGUAUGGAGUGUAGGUGGUUGUGCUUGUUGUUGCAUUGUAAAAGUUUGUCUCACAGUGCAUACUGUGACAGCUAGCAUAAACUGAUGGUGUGAUUCAUGCCUUAUCUGUUCUUGUGAUUUUUUUGUCACAAAGACUGAGGUAAGUCCUUAACUGUCAGCUCAGGAGAUUUCUACAUCAACUUGAUAGCUCAGUUUAUGUACGCUUUUACAAGUGGCUACUGUUGUGUUUGUUUCCUUUUGCUUACCAGGAUACUGACUUUUCUAUGUGUAAAUGGGAUAUCCUGAAAAAGUGAAAUUUCUUUUAAGGUGUGGAUUUUUGAUUAUUUUCCCUGAUUCUUGACUGAUGGGUUAUUUUUCAGUUGAGAGGCCUGUAAUGGUGGGGGAAAGGGUCGCUGCUAUUGUAGAAGCAGCUCCGUUACAGAGCAACAAUGUCAGAACACAGAAACUCUGUGUAGGUUUUAAGUUAGAAUAGAAGCUGAACUAGAAGUGAAUAGGCAAAUCGCAUGGACUAACUGUAUGCUUUUGCAGAAAAAGGUAUAGAUAAUUUGCAUGUCUUGGAAAUGCGGAGGAAUGCUGUGUUGUAGGGGUACUGUGUAGUAUGGAGUAAUCUUGUAUAUAAUCAACUCUGGAACAGAAGUGAAGGAGGUACAUCUAGAAAUCUGAGCACUUAUUUCUCUGUCUUGGAAAAAGGAUGAAUUUUGAAGCCUACCAUAUGUGUGCCAGCCAAAAGCAGCUCAGAUUUAAGAGAAGCAUGUAUUUAAGACUAGAUUUACAUUUUGGUGGCAGUGACAGCCAGUGAGCUGGGGGGGGGUGAGAAGGGCAAAAAAAAGCCCACUUCUUGUCUUGCAAAGUGCAUAAACAUGCUGGUUAAAAAAAAAAAGUAAUGAGUUAUGGUUUGGGUUUUUUUAGCAAUUGGAUGUAAUUAAUUCUUUGUGUUAUUUGUACAGAAAGUGGUAACUGGCUAAUUUUUCAAUAAUGACCAUCCCGAGGCUACGCU